AUGUCGUCUCAUGAUAAGUUUAUUUUAUAUUGGCUUGACGAGUCUCGAGCACACAGGAUCUUGUGGCUUCUCGAGCUACUCGAGCUCGACUACGACGUUGAUGUCUACCUACGCCACCCAGAGACAUGGAGAGGGCCCCCUGAAUUGUUUCAUGUGCACCCAUUGGGUAAAGCGCCGAUUCUUGAGAUUAAGUUUGCUGAUGGCAGACCAGACCUUCAAUUGGCUGAGUCGGGCUUGAUUAUACAAUAUCUUUUGAAGCACUAUGACCCUCAUCGCAAGUUCCUGCCGAAAGGAGAGAGAGAACAGAUCAAAAUGGAUUACUACCUUCAUUACGCCGAGGGCACGCUUGAAGCCAUAUUGAUGUCGAUGUUAAUCAACUCCACUGCCAAGCGUGUGGCUCCAUUCGGCAUGAGAACGCUUGCGAAAGUAUACUCUAGGGGAGUCAACAACGGUUACUACAUUCACGAAUACCAUCUUAAUUUGCGUUACUUAGAGAAUCAGCUCCGCAAUGAAGGUACAGGUUACUUUGUUGGCGGCAAGUUGACCGGCGCAGAUAUAAUUUUGAGUUUCCCCAUCUAUGAGAACUUGUUUGAUAACGAGGCCGGUGUCAAGGAAUGUGCGGACGAGACUGACCUCUUCAAGAAAUACCCCAAUCUAGCCGCCUGGUGUGACAAGAUCAAAAAUAACCCAGCCUACAUGCGUAUAACUGAGAUGAUGAGGAACAAGGUUGACGAGAUGUAUGCCAUGAAGAAGAAGAGAAAGUGA
This is a messenger RNA of Candidozyma auris, 765 nucleotides long. Its product is annotated as glutathione S-transferase family protein. NCBI's taxonomy places the organism in Eukaryota, Fungi, Ascomycota, Pichiomycetes, Serinales, Metschnikowiaceae. The coding region runs from base 1 to 765 and encodes 254 amino acids. The record is from RefSeq and is a predicted model, not a curated record. The transcript has a single exon.